Messenger RNA from Musa acuminata AAA Group (dessert banana), 785 nucleotides. RefSeq names its product protein LURP-one-related 8. Lineage: Eukaryota; Viridiplantae; Streptophyta; Magnoliopsida; Zingiberales; Musaceae. The coding region runs from base 1 to 660 and encodes 219 amino acids. The transcript is spliced from 3 exons. The record is from RefSeq and is a predicted model, not a curated record.
AUGGAGGCGACGAGAGGCGAGACGAAGAAGAAGGCAGUGGAGGAUAGGGCGGGGGGAGGCGAGACGAAGGGCGGGCGGCCGAGAGAGGUCUUCCCGGAGCUGUGCUCGCCGGCACCCGUCCGGCUUACGGUCUGGUGCAAGUCACUCCUCUUCAACAGCCACGGGUACACCGUGUACGACGACGCCGACGGCCGGAUGGUCUUCCGGGUCGACAACUACGCCCACAACUGGAAGCAGGAGACGGUGCUCAUGGAUCGCGCCGGCCAUGUCCUGCUCACCAUCCGCCGCUGCCGCAAGAUUUUGAACUUGACAGAGAGUUGGGAGGCCUACAAAGGAGACAAGGAUGUCCAAAGAAUAGUGAGAGAGCAAAGACCGCUGUUCAAAGCCACAAAGGACUUGGGCAGCCCUAGUUGCACCAUAUCGAUGUUCCCCGAAGAUGGAGUGAAGCCUUCAGGCUAUCGCAUGAGCUGGUCUCGCGAGAAGGAAUGGUCCAAGAUCUAUCAGGCCGCCGCAAAUACUCCUGUAGCUGAGAUUGGCAGAAAAUACGGUUCGAUGCCGAUGAAAUUACUGGACAAAGAUGUUUUAGCACUGAGAGUGCAGCCUGGGAUGGAUCAAGCUCUUGCGAUGGCAAUGAUUAUGAUCACAAAUUCAAUGAGGUGAUGGAGCCAGUGGAUCAUUAUGCGGUCAUACUCUUUCAAGUCGUAUGCCUGAGAUGGAUUAAGCAGGCAGGAGCAAUGUGUAUAGUUCAUAUUCUACAUGAGGAUAACUUCGUGAACGAAACAUUG